AUGGCGAUGAAGCUACCCUUCUUCAUACUCCUCCUAAUAUCCAUUUCUGCAUCCUUUUCCUCAGCCUUACCCAACGACAUCAACUGGUGGUGCAAUAGAACUCCGAACCCGGAGCCAUGCAAGCAUUUCAUGAGCAGUAAAACCCACAAAUUCGGUUCCAUUUUGGGCAAGUCUGAUUUUCGGAAAGUGGCUUUGCAAUUAGCCAUGGAAAGGGCUCUGAAUGCAGAGACUCACACCAAAUGGCUCGGCCAGAAGUGUCGUAACGAGCGAGAAAGGGUUGCAUGGGCUGACUGUCUGACCCUCUACGAAAGCACCAUCUUGCAUCUAAACCAUACCCUAGACCCAACCACCAAGUGCACCGAUUUCGAUGCACAGACGUGGCUCAGCGCCGCCUUGACUAACCUCGAGACUUGUCGAGCUGGGUUCGUGGAGCUUAAUGCUUCAGACUACAUGUUGCCUCUAAUGUCUAAUAAUGUCACCAAGCUUAUUAGCAAUACUUUGGCUAUCAACAAUGGGUCUACGAGUUUGAAACAGGCUUAUAAAGAUGGGUUUCCGACUUGGGUUAAGCCCGGCGAUAGAAAGCUUUUGCAGACGACGGUUAGGGCGAACCUUGUGGUGGCUCAGGAUGGGUCUGGUGAUCAUAGGACGAUCAAGGCUGCCGUUGAUGCGGCGGCGAAGAGAAGUGGGAGUGGGAGGUUUGUAAUUUAUAUAAAGCGUGGUGUUUAUAGAGAGAAUAUAGAGAUUGGGAACAAAAUGAAGAAUAUAAUGCUGGUCGGAGAUGGAAUGAAGUACACCAUCAUCACCGGCAGCCGUAGUGUUGGAGGAGGCUCCACCACCUUUGAUUCCGGCACCGUUAUUGUAACGGGAUCUGGAUUCAUUGCCCGUGGCAUAACAUUCCGCAACACCGCCGGCCCUCAGAACCACCAAGCGGUGGCGCUACGGUCAAGCUCCGACUUAUCGGUCUUCUACCGAUGUGGCUUCGAAGGAUACCAAGACACUCUCUACGUUCACUCCCAACGCCAAUUCUACAAAGAAUGCUACAUCUACGGCACUGUCGACUUCAUCUUUGGCAACGCCGCGGUGGUUUUCCAAAACUGCAUGAUCUAUGGAAGACGACCCAUGGCUUCACAAAAGAUCACCAUCACAGCCCAAGGCCGAACCGAUCCCAACCAGAACACGGGGAUCUCGAUUCAAAAUUCUCGAAUCAUGGCUGCAUCUGACCUAAGACCGGUGUUGAGCUCAUUCAGAGCAUUCUUGGGCCGGCCAUGGAAGCAGUAUUCUCGAACGGUUUAUUUGAAAAACUAUCUGGAUAGUUUGGUAGACCCGGUCGGAUGGUUAGAAUGGGAUGGGAAUUUUGCUCUUAAGACUUUGUAUUAUGGAGAAUAUAGGAAUACUGGACCGGGUUCUUCAACCAGCCGGCGAGUGAAGUGGGGUGGUUAUCGGGUUAUCACCAAUUCCAAUGAGGCUUCUAGGUUCACGGUGGCGAAUUUCAUCGCCGGCCGGUCGUGGUUGCCCGGCACCGGUGUGCCAUUUACCGCUGGCCUUUAAAGUUUCUAAUUUGUGUAUUUCUUUUUCCUUUAUUUUACUGUAUUUUUUGUUAUAUUUUCUUUGAUUCAAUUAAUAAGAGUUGACUCGGAAUAAUUUUUUGAA
This is a messenger RNA of Cynara cardunculus var. scolymus (artichoke), 1650 nucleotides long. Its product is annotated as pectinesterase 2-like. The record is from RefSeq and is a predicted model, not a curated record. The transcript is spliced from 2 exons. Gene Ontology annotation, molecular function: pectinesterase activity; pectinesterase inhibitor activity. Gene Ontology annotation, biological process: cell wall modification. The coding region runs from base 1 to 1548 and encodes 515 amino acids. Lineage: Eukaryota; Viridiplantae; Streptophyta; Magnoliopsida; Asterales; Asteraceae.